CUUCCCCUGAAGCCCCCCGAUUGCUCUCCAACGGUGCAUCCACCACCACCUUCCAAGCUCCGAACCUCCACCAUCGCCAACCCGACAGCCUUCAUCAAUCCGGCUCGCGAAGCGGCUCUAGGCGUCCCUUUGCAGUUUUACUCGCAAGCACCGGGUUGAGCUUUUUUCGUCACUUUCGACUCACUUCAUCCGUCCUCAUCCUCGCCCGCCAUGGCUCCCCCCGCUGCCGAAAGCGCCUCGCCGAUUGGCAUCGCCAAUCUUCCCAACCAGCGACACAAGAUUGUCGCCAAGCGCGGUGCCGGCUUCACCAUCAUGGUUGCUGGCGAGUCUGGCCUGGGAAAGACGACCUUCAUUAACACGCUCUUCUCCACGACGAUCAAGAACUAUGCCGACCACAAGAAGCGCCACCAGAAGCAGGUCGACAAGACGGUCGAGAUCGAGAUCACCAAGGCUGAGCUGGAGGAGAAGUUCUUCAAGGUCCGCCUGACUGUCAUCGACACUCCCGGCUUCGGCGACUAUGUCAACAACCGUGAUUCCUGGAUGCCCAUCAUCGAGUUUCUUGACGAUCAGCAUGAGUCGUACAUGCUUCAGGAGCAGCAGCCCCGCCGCCAGGAUAAGAUCGACCUCCGUGUCCAUGCCUGCCUGUACUUCAUCCGCCCCACCGGCCACACCCUCAAGCCCCUCGACAUUGAGGUCAUGAAGAGGCUCUGCUCGCGUGUCAACUUGAUCCCCGUCAUUGCCAAGGCCGACACCCUCAGCCCUGCUGAUCUGGCCAAGUUCAAGCAAAGGAUCAUCUCCGUCAUCGAGGCUCAGAACAUUAAGAUUUACCAGCCCCCGAUUGAAGAGGACGACGAGGCUGCCGCUCAGCACGCCCGCAGCUUGAUGGCGGCCAUGCCCUUCGCCGUUAUCGGCUCGGAGAAGGACGUCAAGACUGGUGAUGGCCGCAUUGUCAAGGGCCGCCAGUACUCGUGGGGCGUUGCCGAGGUCGAGAAUGAGGAUCACUGCGACUUCAAGAAGCUCCGCUCCAUCCUGAUCCGAACCCACAUGCUCGACCUCAUCCAUACCACGGAGGAGCUCCACUACGAGGCGUACCGCGCCCAGCAGAUGGAGACGCGCAAGUUUGGCGAGGCUCGCCCGAGAAAGCUGGACAACCCCAAGUUCAAGGAGGAGGAGGAGGCUCUGCGAAAGCGCUUCACCGAGCAGGUUAAGAUCGAGGAGCAGCGGUUCCGACAGUGGGAGCAGAAGCUCAUCGCCGAGCGCGAUCGCCUCAAUAAGGACCUGGAGCAGACCCACGCCCAGAUCAAGCAGCUGGAGGGCGAGCUGGAGGCGAUGCAAGGUAGCGCCGUCCGCAGCCACGGCCGUCGCUAAGGCAGGCACCAUCUCUUCGGCUUGCCUUGUUGAAGGUGCACAGCUUGCCGUUGUGUCACUUGCCAGCCGCUUCUAUUUUGGACCCAGGAGGGUCCCCGAAUACCACUAUGGAGGAUACAUUACGGGUGCUCUCGCCAGCCGUUGCUGCGGCGCCGGAGCGCUGUGCCUCGCGGCCAGCCGCCUCGGCCGCCCAGUGUGAGCCGUGGCUACAGAGCAUGUCAGGCGUGCUUCCCUUGUUUAUGCGCCGUGCGAUGCGAGCUGCCAGCUGGGCUGAAAGUGAGGCCCUACUCCGACAUGCAGGGACGCGCGAUGGAAAGCUUUUGAUCAUGUAGCCUUAUUUUAUUUUGUCACUUUACUCGAGCCCCUUUCUUCCCCCCACAGGUACCUUAAAGCCAAUGUAAUUGAGUCUGCAAGUCUCGGCAGUAAACAGAUGUAAAUGCUUGGCUGUGAAUCGACGGGACGCGCUCGACCGUGUAUUGGUCCCGGCUGAAGCGUUCCAUCCCGGCGACACUAACUUAGUGACUAG
Messenger RNA from Purpureocillium takamizusanense, 1894 nucleotides. RefSeq names its product Septin spn4 (gene spn4). Gene Ontology annotation, biological process: cytoskeleton-dependent cytokinesis. Bases 211 to 1368 code for a protein of 385 amino acids. The record is from RefSeq and is a predicted model, not a curated record. NCBI's taxonomy places the organism in Eukaryota, Fungi, Ascomycota, Sordariomycetes, Hypocreales, Ophiocordycipitaceae. Gene Ontology annotation, cellular component: septin complex; cytosol; septin ring. The transcript has 4 exons. Gene Ontology annotation, molecular function: GTPase activity; molecular adaptor activity; GTP binding.